Molecule: messenger RNA, 1488 nt
Organism: Hipposideros armiger (great roundleaf bat)
Lineage: Eukaryota; Metazoa; Chordata; Mammalia; Chiroptera; Hipposideridae
Gene: WDR44
Product: WD repeat domain 44
Exons: 8
Molecular function (GO): protein binding
Source: RefSeq, a predicted model, not a curated record
GUAUGCGGUGGAGCUGAUGAAGACCCCGAUGAUAAAAAUGCACCAUUUCGACAACGGCCAUUUUGCAAAUAUAAGGGACAUACUGCUGAUCUCCUUGAUCUUUCAUGGUCUAAAAACUACUUUCUGCUUUCUUCUUCGAUGGAUAAAACAGUCAGGUUAUGGCAUAUUUCCAGAAGAGAAUGCCUCUGCUGUUUUCAGCAUAUAGAUUUUGUCACUGCCAUAGCUUUCCAUCCAAGAGAUGACAGGUAUUUUCUAAGUGGAUCAUUAGAUGGAAAGCUCCGCCUUUGGAACAUACCUGACAAAAAAGUGGCUUUGUGGAAUGAAGUAGAUGGUCAAACAAAAUUGAUCACAGCUGCAAAUUUCUGUCAGAAUGGCAAAUAUGCAGUAAUUGGGACAUAUGAUGGCAGAUGUAUUUUCUAUGAUACAGAGCAUUUGAAAUACCACACACAAAUACAUGUCCGAUCUACCAGAGGGCGCAACAAGGUUGGAAGAAAAAUUACUGGCAUUGAGCCUUUACCUGGAGAAAAUAAGAUACUGGUAACCUCAAAUGACUCCAGAAUCAGACUAUAUGAUCUUAGAGAUUUGUCACUGUCCAUGAAAUAUAAGGGUUAUGUCAACAGCAGCAGCCAGAUCAAAGCAAGUUUCAGCCAUGAUUUUAGUUACCUCGUAAGCGGCUCCGAAGAUAAGUAUGUUUAUAUCUGGAGUACUUACCAUGACCUAAGCAAGUUUACUUCAGUCAGGAGAGAUCGUAAUGACUUUUGGGAAGGUAUUAAAGCACAUAAUGCAGUUGUUACAUCGGCCAUCUUUGCUCCAAACCCAAGUUUGAUGUUGUCUUUGGAUGUGCAAUCUGAAAAACCAGAAGGUGAAGACGCUGAAAUUUUGGAUACCAUGCCCUCUGGUAUUAUGAAGACAGAUCACACAGAAGUUCUUCUCUCUGCUGACUUCACUGGAGCAAUCAAAGUGUUUAUUAACAAAAGGAAAAAUGUAUCUUAAUUUUAAAUGCCAUUUAAAAUAAACCUAUCAGUAAGUUUCUGUAUGUAUCAGAGCUGAAAAAAAUAUUAGUGUUUCAGGCUAACAUCUUUUUUAAUUUUUAUUAGAAGUUGUUCAAAUAUAAUAUAUUUUUUGAGAGGCAGUGUUAAUGAUCUAGUAAACCCUGAACUGAUAGACGAGAAAGGAAUGUGGCUAGAAUAACAUUGCCAAACAUUAAGCUUUACGUUUUCUUAUGUUUGUGUUUUUCUUAUAUAAUUGUGAACAUGCACAGGUUUCUGCAUGAAAAUAUUAAUAUAUUAAUCACAUGUGUGUGCCUUUUGGUUACAUGCACUAAAUCUUAACAAAGUUAAAUUAUUUCAGUGGCUCUUUUGGCCUCUUAUUGGGGAAGGAGUCUUGUUUCUAGCUUAAACAAUUUCUUUUGCACAAAAUUUCAUUUUUAAGAAAAGUGGUAUCUUUUGACUGAGUUAUUGUUUUUAAAAUGUUAUAUAGGGGCUGGCC